Molecule: messenger RNA, 525 nt
Organism: Drosophila ficusphila
Lineage: Eukaryota; Metazoa; Arthropoda; Insecta; Diptera; Drosophilidae
Exons: 1
Coding region: 108-272 (54 amino acids)
Source: RefSeq, a predicted model, not a curated record
UGUUGUACGCGGCCUGCCAAACGACGAGGGAGCAGGGGAACCGGAAUCCCCAGGACCUGGCCGGGAUUCCCCAGCAGCCGGUUGCGGAUCCACCAGGCAGUUUGGUCAUGGAAAUGGCGGAUGGGGAUGGAGAGUCGCGGGAGACACUCGAUGCCGCGGGAGCCGGAGCCGGAGCCGGAGUGGAGGGCAGUCGUCCUCCAGGAUCACAUGCAGCCGUUACCGUCAUUCAUUGGACUGUGGUCGACAUCUGCGGCGCACGCAGCUGGGGCUAACUAAACAAUCGCAGGAAGAACGGAAUACAAGACCACCCACAAGGCCGCAGAACCACACCCAUUCCACCCUCAACUCAACCACCCAACCACCCACCACAACCACAAUUGCUAUGAAACCCACUUCGCUGCCCAAGGCAGCGAUGAAUGCGUUUAACGUUUUUUUUUUCGGUGUCACCUACGAAACUUGUUGUAAGCAUAUAUAUAUAUUAUAUACUUAGAGAAAGUUACUUUAAAUACAAAACAUGUUACUGAA